Messenger RNA from Aspergillus fumigatus Af293, 1035 nucleotides. Its product is annotated as putative oxidoreductase, zinc-binding dehydrogenase family. The record is from RefSeq and is a predicted model, not a curated record. Gene Ontology annotation, molecular function: oxidoreductase activity, acting on the CH-CH group of donors, NAD or NADP as acceptor. Lineage: Eukaryota; Fungi; Ascomycota; Eurotiomycetes; Eurotiales; Aspergillaceae.
AUGAGCUCAAACAAGGCCCUCGUCUUCAAGAAAGUCCCCGAAGGAUACCCAGUCCCCGGCGAGCACCUUACCAUCGAGCCUGUCGAGUAUGACGCCAACACCCCCGCCCCCGAGAAUGGUGUUGUCCUACAGUCCCUCUACACCAGCUUUGACCCCUACAUGCGUGGCCGCAUGCGCCCCGCUCACGUCAAGUCAUACUCUCCCGCUUUCGAGCUUGGCAAGCCCAUCGACAGCACAACGAUUGCGAAGGUCCUCCGCUCCAACAAUGCUUCUUUCAAGGAAGGCGAUCUGGUCAUCGGCUUCGUCCCCAUCCAGGAGUACAUCGUUCUCGAUGGCUCCCAGGUUGCCCGCAUCCGCCCUCUCGAGAACCCCCUCGGCAUCGAGGACAUCCGUGUGUUCCUCGGUGCUCUGGGUAUGCCCGGUCUGACCGCCUACUCUUCCCUUUACGAGAUCGGUAAGCCCAAGAAGGGCGAGACCAUCUUCGUCUCAGCUGCGAGCGGCGCUGUCGGACAGCUCGUUGGUCAGUUGGCUAAGCACGAGGGUCUCAAGGUCAUCGGCAGUGUUGGUUCUGACGAGAAGCUCGAGUACAUCACCAAGGACCUGGGCUUUGACGGUGGUUUCAACUACAAGAAGGAAAAGCCCGCUGAUGCUCUGGCCCGCCUGGCGCCCCAGGGUAUCGACAUCUACUACGAGAACGUCGGUGGCGAGCACCUCGAGGCGGCUCUGGACGCUAUGAACAACUUUGGUCGUGUCGUUGUCUGCGGCCUGAUCUCCCAAUACAACACUGCUCCUUACCCCAUCAAGAACAUCCACAAUGUGCUGAUCAAGCGUAUUGACAUGCGUGGCUUCAUCGUCAGCGACCCUGGCAUGGGUGACAAGUACACUGAAGAGCACCAGAAGAACGUGCAGAAGUGGAUCAAGGAGGGCUCUUUCAAGGCUCUUCUGCACGAGACCACCGGUAUCGACAAUGCCGCCGAGGGUCUGGUGGGUAUCUUCUACGGUAAGAACAAGGGCAAGGCUGUCCUGAAGUUCUAG